Messenger RNA from Benincasa hispida (wax gourd), 1119 nucleotides. Its product is annotated as fasciclin-like arabinogalactan protein 12. Gene Ontology annotation, cellular component: plasma membrane. NCBI's taxonomy places the organism in Eukaryota, Viridiplantae, Streptophyta, Magnoliopsida, Cucurbitales, Cucurbitaceae. The record is from RefSeq and is a predicted model, not a curated record. Gene Ontology annotation, biological process: plant-type secondary cell wall biogenesis.
ACCAAAAUAAUCUUCAAAAAAAAAAAAAAAAAAGAAAUUGUUCUUUUUUAAGCUUUGGAGUUUGCCAUUAUCAUUAUUAUUAUUAAUUAAUAUUGUUCUCAUUUUUUUUAGAUCGAGAGAGAGAAAAGGAUGGCGAAUAGCCUCUUCUCUCUCGUAAUAUUGGUUAGCUUCCUCUUUCUCGGCUGCAGCUAUGGGCAGUCGCCGGCGGAAGCCCCGGGGCCGCCGCCGCCGAUGAAUAUCACAAAAAUAUUGGAAAAGGGUGGCCAAUUUAAUAUUCUAAUAAGGCUUUUGAAGAGCACUCAAGUUGCGAACCAAAUCGACACUCAGCUCAAUGACUCCAAUUCUGAACUCACCAUUUUUGCUCCAACUGAUAAUGCUUUCUCCAACCUUCAAUCUGGCACACUCAACUCCCUCAAUGACCAAGAAAAAGUAGAGCUUCUCCAAUUCCACAUGAUCCCUACUUUCUUGUCUCUGUCAAACUUCCAAACUAUCAGCAAUCCGGUGAGAACUCAGGCCGGCGACGCCUAUGAGUUCCCUCUCAAUGUCACCACCUCCGGCAACUCCGUCAACGUCUCCUCGGGCCUCGUCAACACUUCCAUCUCCGGCACUGUCUACACCGACAACCAGCUCGCGGUCUAUCAGAUCGACUCCGUCCUCAAGCCAAUCGGCGUCUUCCAGCCUCGCCCCCCACCCCCAGCUCCUGCGCCGGAGAAGUCCAAGAAGAAGGCCAAAGCCAUUUCUGAGAGCCCCAAGAAUUCAGCCGAUGACAACUCCUCCGCUGUGCCUCUCGCCGGGAUGUCGUCGGUCUUCUCCACCAGAGCUGCGGUGGUCGUCGGAAUAAUGUUGGUGUGGAUAAAUUCUUGACCUAAUUUGCUUGGCUGUUUUCUUGGAGAAGUUUCAUCUAUUGUCUUUGAUAUUGGUUUUAUUUUUGUGUAUUAUAAAUUGAUGUUGGAUUGUGUUGCUUUGUUUUAGGGUAUUGUUGUUGAUUUUGUUUCUGUUUUUUUUUUUUAAUCUAAAGUUUGUGUUAAAUUUAUUUGAAGAAUAUUAUCUCAUGUUCUGAGAAAAAGUGUAUAAUAUUUUUAUAUUAAAAAGAUUUUGUUAGCAAAUUUUCAAUUGGAU